Molecule: messenger RNA, 3050 nt
Organism: Microtus oregoni (creeping vole)
Lineage: Eukaryota; Metazoa; Chordata; Mammalia; Rodentia; Cricetidae
Product: connector enhancer of kinase suppressor of ras 2-like
Exons: 21
Coding region: 1-2640 (879 amino acids)
Biological process (GO): regulation of signal transduction
Cellular component (GO): cytoplasm; membrane
Molecular function (GO): protein binding
Source: RefSeq, a predicted model, not a curated record
AUGGUUACUCUGGAGAAUUGUCUUGAUGAUUGUUUGCAGCAGUAUAUUAAGAACUUUGAGAGGGAGAAGAUCAGUGGAGAUCAGCUGCUACGCAUCACACAUCAGGAACUGGAAGAUCUGGGAGUCAGCCAUAUUGGCCAUCAGGAGCUAAUCUUGGAGGCAGUUGACCUUCUGUGUGCACUGAAUUAUGGCUUAGAAACAGAAAAUCUAAAAACCCUUUCUCACAAGUUGAAUGCAUCUGCCAAAAAUCUACAGAACUUCAUAACAGGAAGGAGAAGGAGUGGCCAUUAUGAUGGGAGGACCAGCAGAAAAUUGCCAAAUGACUUUCUGACCUCAGUUGUGGAUCUGAUUGGAGCAGCCAAGAGUCUCCUCGCCUGGUUGGACAGGUCACCAUUUGCUGCUGUGACAGACUAUUCAGUCACAAGAAAUAACGUCAUACAGCUCUGCUUGGAACUAACAACAAUCGUGCAACAGGAUUGCACUGUAUAUGAAACUGAGAAUAAAAUCCUUCAUGUGUGUAAAACUCUUUCUGGAGUGUGUGACCACAUCAUAUCCCUGUCAUCAGAUCCUCUGGUUUCACAGUCGGCUCACCUGGAAGUGAUUCAGCUGGCAAAUAUUAAACCGAGUGAAGGGCUGGGUAUGUAUAUUAAAUCCACAUAUGAUGGCCUCCAUGUAAUCACUGGAACAACAGAAAAUUCACCUGCAGAUCGAUGCAAGAAAAUCCAUGCUGGGGAUGAAGUGAUUCAAGUUAAUCAUCAGACUGUGGUGGGGUGGCAGUUGAAAAAUUUGGUGAAUGCACUACGAGAGGACCCGAGUGGUGUUAUCUUAACUUUGAAAAAGCGACCUCAGAGCAUGCUUACCUCAGCACCAGCUUUACUGAAAAAUAUGAGAUGGAAGCCCCUUGCUCUGCAGCCUCUUAUACCUAGAAGUCCCACAAGCAGCGUUGCCACGCCCUCCAGCACCAUCAGUACACCCACCAAGAGAGACAGCUCUGCCCUCCAGGAUCUCUACAUUCCCCCUCCUCCUGCAGAGCCCUAUAUUCCCAGGGACGAAAAGGGAAACCUUCCUUGUGAAGACCUCAGAGGACAUAUGGUGGGCAAGCCAGUUCAUAAGGGAUCUGAAUCCCCAAACUCAUUUCUGGAUCAGGAAUAUCGAAAGAGGUUUAACAUCGUGGAAGAAGAUACCGUCUUGUAUUGCUAUGAAUAUGAAAAAGGACGAUCAAGUAGUCAAGGAAGACGAGAAAGCACACCGACCUAUGGCAAGCUACGACCUAUAUCUAUGCCAGUCGAAUAUAAUUGGGUGGGGGACUAUGAAGAUCCAAAUAAGAUGAAGAGAGAUAGUAGAAGAGAAAACUCUCUACUUCGCUAUAUGAGCAAUGAAAAAAUUGCUCAAGAAGAAAACAUGUUUCAGAGAAACAGCAAAAAAGACACAGGAAAGAAGUCAAAAAAGAAGGGUGAUAAGAGUAACAGUCCAACUCACUAUUCACUGCUACCUAGUUUGCAAAUGGAUGCAUUGAGACAAGACAUCUUGAGCACACCAGUUCCAGAAACCACACUGUACCAUACAUUUCAGCAGUCCUCUCUGCAGCACAAAUCAAAGAAGAAGAACAAAGGAGCCAUAGCAGGCAAGAGCAAAAGACGAAUUUCUUGCAAGGAUCUUGGCCGUGGUGACUGUGAGGGAUGGCUUUGGAAAAAGAAAGAUGCAAAAAGCUAUUUUUCACAGAAAUGGAAGAAGUACUGGUUUGUCCUGAAGGAUGCAUCCCUGUACUGGUACAUUAAUGAAGAGGAUGAAAAAGCAGAAGGAUUCAUCAGUCUGCCUGAAUUUAAAAUUGAUAGAGCCAGUGAAUGCCGCAAGAAAUAUGCAUUCAAAGCCUGCCAUCCUAAAAUCAAAAGCUUCUAUUUUGCUGCUGAACAUCUUGAUGACAUGAACAGAUGGCUUAAUAGAAUUAACAUGAUGACUGCAGGAUAUGCAGAAAGGGAGAGGAUUAAGCAAGAACAAGACUACUGGAGUGAGAUUGACAAAGAAGAAGCAGAUACUCCAUCAACACCGAAGCAAGACAGCCCUCCGCCCCCCUAUGAUACAUACCCACGGCCUCCCUCUAUGAGUUGCGCCAGUCCUUAUGUGGAAACAAAGCACAGCCGGCUCUCCUCCACUGAGACCUCUCAGUCUUCACAUGAGGAGUUCCGCCAGGAAGUUACUGGGAGCAGUGCCGUGUCCCCCAUUCGCAAGACAGCCAGUCAGCGCCGCUCCUGGCAGGAUUUAAUCGAGACACCGCUGACAAGUUCAGGCUUACAUUACCUUCAGACUCUGCCUCUGGAAGAUUCUGUCUUCUCUGACUCGGCGGCCAUCUCCCCUGAGCACAGGCGACAGUCUACUCUUCCCACUCAGAAGUGCCAUCUCCAGGAUCACUAUGGCCCAUACCCAUUAGCGGAGAGUGAGAGGAUGCAGGUGUUAAACGGCAAUGGGGGCAAGCCCCGAAGUUUUACUCUGCCUCGAGACAGCGGGUUCAACCACUGCUGUCUGAAUGCACCGGUUAGUGCCUGUGACCCACAAGAUGACAUCCAGCCACCAGAGGUGGAAGAAGAGGAGGAAGAGGAAGAAGGGGAGGCAGCAGGAGAAAACAUAGGCGAGAAAAGCUAAUACACUACGAGAGUUGGUAGAACCUCUCCAUGCCAAAUCGGAUCCACUUCUGUUGGCACUCAACCCAUUGGAAUCACAGAUUGCUAAGCUAAUGUUUAGAGAAUUUAGAUCGAAGAGAGUCGGCACGGCGCAGACUCAACAUCAACCUCUUGCAAGCAACUAAAAUGGCCUCGUCCUUGCUGUUUAUAACAGAAAACAGACUUGUAAAAAGCUUAGACCAUCAAGUGUUGUGGAUUUGGGGCCUCCCUAAAGGGAUAUUAUGAGGGGCAGGCCACUCUUUAAGAAGAAUUCGAGCUUUCUACAGUGGGACUAGCAUAAGAUCAAACCAAUCAAGAUGGAACACAGUAGCCGAAAACUGCCCUGUCUAUGGGUGAACAGAGGGUAAAGGGUCUUGCCUGGGGAAGGGCUCU